Athalia rosae (coleseed sawfly) is the source of this 2710-nucleotide messenger RNA. Its product is annotated as ADP-dependent glucokinase. The coding region runs from base 403 to 1848 and encodes 481 amino acids. Gene Ontology annotation, cellular component: endoplasmic reticulum. Gene Ontology annotation, biological process: glucose metabolic process. The record is from RefSeq and is a predicted model, not a curated record. Gene Ontology annotation, molecular function: ADP-specific glucokinase activity. The transcript has 5 exons. NCBI's taxonomy places the organism in Eukaryota, Metazoa, Arthropoda, Insecta, Hymenoptera, Athaliidae.
AAGGAUCAGCAUAAAAUUGCACCUGAAGGGUCGAAGGAUACUCGGACAUUAUUUUCAAUUGUAAAAGUAGUGUUCAAGCAUAAUGUUAUAAAAAAUUAAUUUCGAUUGUGGAUAGUUAAAGACAAAGCGUGUAAUCCUAGAAAAAACUCCGGUGUAUAAAGAUGUAUUUCCCUCCUUGUUUGGAAUUUAUUGAUGUGUUUCGCUUUGUGAUCCCCUCCUAAACAGAUAUGUGGUAGCUUUGAAUUGGGUAAUCUAUUCUCAAUGCUUGAACUUCGAACUGCUUUCGUGUCAUUUCGUAUUUGCGGGGAUCGAGUAUUUGACAUUUUAACUUUUAUUGAUAGGAGUGAUAGGAUUAACAGGGAAGGUUGUAGAUGGUCGGUGUGUAAGUGACUAAGCGUGAAAAUGGAAUACAAAGGAUUAAAAGUUGGAACCUUACUGAGCGUUUUAGCGUUCUUGGUCGGUAUUUAUUAUAGAGAAUCUGAGAACCUACUUCAAAAAAGAUUAACUGCAGUUUUAGAGGGUUUAGAAGAAGUUGAGACCAAACACGUUGGAUCGGGAAGGCCCAGGGUCGCAAUAGGUUAUGGAAUAUGUACGGAUGUUUACAUCGACGCUAAAUAUUUAAUAACAUAUUCUAAAGAUGUUGGAGAUCCUGAACAUUUCGAUGAAAUAAAAUCUGAGGAUGAGUUGCUGAAGAGUUUUGCUUAUUACUUUCGCCAUGGGGCCGCGGCAGAACGAUUCAUGCCUAAUGGUUCAUUAUUUAACCAGCUCGUAUCUCAUGCUCGAUCGUUUUCAUCUUCCUAUUCAAAUAUCGGUGGAAAUGCGCCAGUGAUGGCAUUCAGGUUUGCCAAGGAAGGUUGUGAUGUGCUACUUGCUGCAAAAAUGACAAAAUCUUUACGACAACUGAUUCCUUCAAACAUCAGAGUUGCUGGAGGUGAUGUACAGCAAGAUGACAUACAUUUAGUAUUGGAGUACAAGCGUGGUGAGACUUGGGGGCCUUUCACAAGUUCUCGUGCUAAUAGAUAUAUCGUGCACAACGACGCGAACAAUCCCACUAUCAGCUCAUUAGAAGAAUUUGAUAAAUUACUACCAGAGUUUGCACCAGAUUUAUUUGUGGUUUCAGGGUUACAAAUGAUGGACAAUUAUCCUUUUCCAGAGGGCAUGCGUUUCAGUAGAUUAAUGAAAGUAAAGCAGCAGAUGAUUAAUCAGCCCAGAUCUACAAAAAUUCAUUUCGAAAUGGCUUCAUUUGCGGAAGAAAACUUGCUUUUGGAGUUAUCUGAAUUAGUUAUACCUUUUGCUGAUAGUUUGGGUAUGAAUGAACAAGAGAUAGCAAACUUAUACAGUUUAAUGUACAAUGGCAACAUUUCUCUGGUUGCCGAUUCAAAUCCACGUGUAGCCACCGUUCUUGAUCAAAUGAGAUUGUUGUUCAAACUAAUUAGAAAAAAUGGAAAGUCGAUAGAGAACGCACGACAGUUGACUCGGAUCCAUGUGCAUACUCUAGCUUAUCAAGCAAUUUUAAACGUCAAGAAUUCUGUAUGGAAAAAUACAAUGGCUGCUGCAGCAAAGGCAUCUUUAACAGCAAAUCGGCAUGUAUGUGGAUCAAAUAAUGUAGAUAUACAGAAAGCAAUGUUGAUUAUGGACGAUAGUUUCUCAACAUCCAUUAAUGCCGGUAGAAGAAUCCCACUGGAUAUCGAAAAGCCUGUUUCAUGUUGGGAUGAAGUGUUUAAAAUUGACGGAGAUAACGUAACAAUUGAAGUCUGUGUUGCCCCAGUUCUUGUUUGUACUCAGGCUAGUCAAACUGCUGGCGGUGGUGAUAACAUUUCCAGUGCUGGGCUAGUACCGCAGAUAUGAUAAUUUUGCACCAGAAAUCAAGGCAUUUACAGUUUGACCACUGCCUAAACCAAUAGACAAGCCAUAUUGUUAUGUUUCAACCUGAAGCAUAUAUUUUAACAUUACUAACUUACCCUAUCGGGGUAUACUGUUCACAUUUAUGUGGGCUGCACAUAGCACCAUUGUUUAGAAUAUAAAUUGUUUUUAAAUAUGUUUGCAGAUGGCACGUAUAAUGUUGGAAUAAAUCAUUCCAUUAAAAGCCCCAAGUCGACAUAUUGCAACAUAGGUGUAUGAUUGUUCAUUUGAAUCAAAAAUGUUAAGAAGCAAUGAACUCAUUGCACUUACUUACUAUAAUAGUGAAAAUCCAGAGUUUUGUCUGCGGAAUAUUUUGUUUAUGAUAACUAGUCAUUCCCUCUUUUUACAUGUAUUGUCAUCGGCAGUCCAUUGUAAUAUUACUAAAAUUUUGUUUCAUUCACGUAAUUCAAUCCUUGUGCCAUUUGGGUCUACAAUUGCAUUACGAAAUGCCCAUAUGUUAUUUGAUCUGUUAUACUAGAUUGCAUCAGAGUUGUUUCAAUUAGUUACAAUUAGUCGAUUAGUUCUACGAGUGAUCGGUGCAUGGUUAAUGUAACCGACUCGAUAUUCUCACAUUCCAUCGAGUUGAAUAUUUUAACAUUCCAUGUGAAUGUUCCUACAGAAUUUCAUAGGAUUCGUACAUUAUUACAUGAGAGUAAGUAAUAUGUUUUAGUUACGCCUACAUGGUGCUGCAAUGUAAUUGAAGCUCAUUGUGAUUCUACACAAAACGUUAUAUUUCGUUGUCACGCAUUAUUUGAUACUGUAAUAUUUUUUAAGACUGAAUAAACAUUCAUUUUCAUGUGAUGAAAAA